CAAGGGGAAGUGUGAGAAGUCUGUUCAAGUCCACGCAGAAGGACGGAGCGUGCUUUUGGCUGGUUGGUGACUUUGUCGAUCGUUUUUGUGGAUAUUAUUUGGAGUAUGCCGUCUGGAAGCUCAACAUCAUCACGUCCAUUGAGGAUCAUCUAAGAGGAGCACUUCAUCUGCAUGAUGGGCGGCAGCAAGGCCAUGUGGGUGCUGCUGGGGGCGGUGGCGGUCAUCACCUUGAUAACCGUGACGGCGGUUUAUUUUAGCAAAUCCACCGGCGCCAAAAGGCCUUUCACCCUUGAAGAUUACUUCAAUGACAGCAUUAGAUGGAGAUCCUACAACCUCUAUUGGAUAUCAGGCUUUUGUUGUUUUGCAUGCGCAGAUCAGGAGUAUCUGCACAAAACCAGAGACGGGAGCAUCUUCCUCCACAACGUGGAAACAAACGAGGAGUCGCUAUACUUGAGCAAUUCCACUUUUGAGCAGGUGGAUGCCACAGAUUACCUGCUGUCGGGGGAUUACAAAUACGUGGCUUUUGAAAGCAAUUACACAAAGCAGUGGAGACACUCCUACACCGCUUCUUACUCCAUCUAUGACAGAGGCAACAUGACGUUCAUCACCAAUGGGAGUCUUCCUGCUGAGGUGCAGUACUUCACCUGGGCCCCAGAGGGAAACAAAUAUGCUUACGUGUCCCGCUUCAACAUCUUCCUCAAAGCCGACGUCACUGCUGAAGCUGUGCAGGUCACCCACAACGGCAAAAAGAAUGAGAUCCUAAACGGAGUCCCUGACUGGGUUUAUGAGGAGGAGGUGUUUGCAUCCAAUGGGGCGUUGUGGUGGUCUUCAACUGGAAGGUACUUGGCGUACGCUGAGUUUAAUGACACAGAAGUUACCAGAGUGGAGUUUCCCUGGUACGGAGCGCAGCAGUAUUCUGAAACAGUGACCAUUCCGUAUCCAAAGGCAGGGUCAAACCUGACCAAGGUCAAACUAUUUGUGGUGGAUACCACAAAUCCAUCACACCGCAUGCGAGUCCUCCCCCCUGCUUCCGUCGCAUCUGGUGAUCACAUUUUGUGCUCGGUGACCUUCGUCACAGACCAACGCCUCGCAGCGCAGUGGCUCACCAGGAAGCAGAAUUACGCGCUGGUGCAGAUUUACGACUUUGACGGAAUCAGCUGGCGAGAAAAACAGAAAUAUGAGCAAACAAGCCAGACAGGCUGGAUCGGCCAUUACGUGCCUUUACCGCUUUUCUUUGCUGAAGAUAAAAUCAGCUUCUACAAGGUGAUGAGCGACACCAGUGGUUACAAACACAUUCAUCACGUAAAAGAUGGCAUUGCAACCGCCGUUACUGCCGGGAAAUGGGAAGUCAUCUACAUAUCCAAAGUGACAAAAGAUGCCAUAUACUUUGUGAGUAACGAGUAUGAAGGCGUGCCUGUGAAGAGAAAUCUUUACACGUUGCCUCUAGGAAGCGGAGCGUCCAGCCGUCGGUGCCUCACCUGCCACUUUGAGGAGGACAGGUGUCAGUACAACUCAGCCUACUUCAGCAUCAACGCCUCCUACUACCGCUUGGACUGCUACGGACCAGGUCUGCCCCUCUACGCGCUCAUGGACAACCGAGGCCCAGGUGCAAAGAUGUCCACUCUGGAAGACAACAAGGAACUGGAGAACAUUCUCAAGGAAUUUCAGAUGCCAACAAUGAAGUACGGCACGUUAAAGCUUGCAGGAUUUGAUCUUUGGUAUCAGAUGAUGUUACCGCCUCAUUUCAAGUCAUCCAAACAAUAUCCUCUUCUCAUUGACGUGUACGCCGGGCCGGCCAGUCAGAGCGUGGACUAUCGUUUCAAGUUAAACUGGGCCACCUUCCUGUCCAGCGCGUACGGCAUCGUGGUGGCCAGCUUUGACGGAAGAGGAAGCGGCUACCAAGGCGACCAGAUACUUCACGCCAUCUAUUGGCGCCUCGGGACGUUUGAGGUGGAGGAUCAGAUAGCGGCUGUCAGGAAAUUCAUCGAUUUGGGUUUUAUCGACAAAGACAGGAUAGCCAUAUGGGGUUGGUCCUACGGUGGGUACGUAACCUCUAUGGCCCUGGGCGCCGGAAGUGGACUUUUCAAAUGUGGAAUAGCAGUUGCUCCAGUAGCCAAGUGGGAAUAUUACGAUGCUGUGUACACCGAGCGCUACAUGGGCACACCUACUGAAAAUUCCGACUCGUAUAAGAAUUCCACGGUAACGGCCAGAGCAAAGAACUUCAAGGGCGUCGAUUACCUGCUGGUCCACGGCACAGCAGACGACAACGUCCACUUCCAGCAGGCAGCACAGAUCUCCAAAGCUCUGGUGGAGGAGCAGGUGGACUUCCAGGCUAUGUGGUACACCGACAAGGACCAUUCUCUCAGAGGCUCCGCCUACCACCAUACGUACACCCUGAUGAGUCACUUCCUCCACAAAUGCCUCAUUUCUUCCUAAUAGAUCUACAACGUCUACUCGUGUCUACGCUACAUUAUGUUUAUGGAUGGUUUUUUUACAUUGUAAAAUUAGCAUUGCUGUUUUUAAAUGAACUCUUUUUAAAUAAAGACAAUUAAAAUCAAUAAAACGUCAUGAAAACCCCAUCAAGCGCGCAAAAAACCUUACCAGCCACCUGAAACGUUGGAAACGUGCAAGAAGGUUUGCCAGAGACCUCCAUGGCCUGACACUGGCUGCUCGGAGUGUGUGUGUGAAUACAGUGCACCUUGCUGGGCCACAGCAGGCGGCUCCUCCCCCUCUACACUCUGGUUCUUAUUUUACAAGAAUAAAGUCCUAAUUUUAAGAGAAUAAAGUUCUAGUAUUAGGAAAAACAUGAUUAGAGUAUUCUUCCUUAUUAUUAGUCUCAUAAUAUGACCACUUUAGAAAAUAUUUAUGAAUAUUUCAAAUGUAUGCUUCUAAAAAUGACAUGUUUUUGCUGAUAAAAUGAUGGCUCUUCCUCCAUAAUAUUUAGACUUUAUUCUUCAUUUUUUCCCAUUUGAGCUGAUUUUUCUUGUGAUGUCAUGACUUCAUUCCCAUAAUAUUUGGACUUUAUCCUCAUAAUAUUACAACUUUUUUCCCCAUACUAAUUUUCCAAAGUGUGCAAC
Messenger RNA from Dunckerocampus dactyliophorus (ringed pipefish), 3077 nucleotides. It is a transcript of the gene fap, whose product is annotated as fibroblast activation protein, alpha. The transcript is spliced from 26 exons. Gene Ontology annotation, molecular function: serine-type endopeptidase activity; dipeptidyl-peptidase activity. The coding region runs from base 172 to 2436 and encodes 754 amino acids. Lineage: Eukaryota; Metazoa; Chordata; Actinopteri; Syngnathiformes; Syngnathidae. Gene Ontology annotation, biological process: proteolysis. The record is from RefSeq and is a predicted model, not a curated record.